Molecule: messenger RNA, 1035 nt
Organism: Penicillium mononematosum
Lineage: Eukaryota; Fungi; Ascomycota; Eurotiomycetes; Eurotiales; Aspergillaceae
Product: putative nicotinamide N-methyltransferase
Exons: 2
Coding region: 1-1035 (344 amino acids)
Biological process (GO): peptidyl-lysine dimethylation
Molecular function (GO): protein-lysine N-methyltransferase activity
Source: RefSeq, a predicted model, not a curated record
AUGCUUCAUUCCCGUCUACGGCCCCUCCCCCGCCGCCACUAUCCCAACACACCCAGCGCCCCAGCGCCAGAAUUCCAAAACCAAGACGUCGUCGAAGACGAGGAAUCAACCGAAGACCUCUUCGGUGCAUUCCUUCCUCACCUCUUCCCAGAUGACGCACCUUCCUUCCACGGCGACCCAGGCCAACACCUCCUCUACAGCUCCCCGCGCUAUGGCGACCUCAACAUCAUGGUCCCCAGCUACCCAAGCUCAAGCGAGAAGCGCUCCGAGGAGAUUGCCGCAGGCCAAGCCAAGCCAGACGGCUCCGUAAACCAGGUCGACGAGGGCCGCAAGCUCUUCGCGCAUUUCCUCUGGAGCGCGGCAAUGGUCGUCGCAGAGGGUGUCGAGGAAGCGGACACACCCACAGCACCGGGCGAAACAGAGACAGAAGCCAGAAAAGAAAACCGGGAGCUGUGGAGUACUAAGGGCGAGAGUGUACUCGAGUUGGGCGCUGGCGCCGCUCUCCCCUCAGUAAUCUGUUCCCUAGCUGGCGCCUCGAAGGUUGUCGCAACGGACCACCCCUCGUCGCCGGCAUUCAGCGGCGCAAUCGCUUUCAAUAUAGAGCACAAUCUAGCCAGGCGCGCGUCUACGGCCGAAAGACAAAUUUCAAUGCAUCCGCAUGAAUGGGGUGUGUUGGAUGACUCUUUCUCGACGGCGAACAAGGGUGUCUUUACGCGCAUUGUCGCGGCGGAUUGUUUCUGGAUGCGCUCGCAGCAUGAGAACCUCGCCCGCACUAUGCAGUGGUUCCUUUCGCCAGGUGGAAAGGUGUGGGUCGUUGCUGGCUUCCAUACCGGGCGCGCGAUUGUUGCUGGGUUCUUUGAGACGGUCCUUAAGAAUGGGUUCGUGAUUCAGACGAUCUAUGAGAGGGAUUUGGUUGCGAGGUUGGACGAUGGGGGCGAGAUUCGCAGGGAAUGGCUUCCGAUUAGGGAAGGGGAGGGUACGGAGAAUCAGAAGAGGUGGUGUGUUAUUGCUGUUUUGAAGAGGAAAGGGGAGUAG